AUCGCUGGAUUUUUUGUUUUUAUUUUUUUAUGCGAGUAUAAAAGGAGGGAUAGGGAAGAUAGAUAUGGCGUUGGCGCUCGAUCUCUUCUCCUCGUGUGAGCGAUGCUUCUCCAGCAGAGCUUGCGCAGCCUGUGCGGCAAGAGCGGCUGGUGCUACGCGGUGUUCUGGCGCCUCAAGCGCCGCAAUCGCAUGGUUCUUACUUGGGAGGAUGCCUACUGCGAUUACUCCGCAGCGGCGGCCGCCAGUGCCGCCGCCGCCGCCGCCGCCGCUGCUGCUGGAGGAAAUCCUCUCGAUCGAGCGGCAAACUCUGGCGCUCCGGGGACGAGUUCUUUUUCUCACGAUCAGAUUGGCUUGGCGGUGGCCAAGAUGUGCUACCACGUCUAUUCCUUGGGCGAAGGGAUAAUUGGUCGUGUGGCUUUCACACAGAAGCACCAAUGGGUCUUUGGACGAGUGGACGGAACGUUACAUGAAAAGUACCCGGCUGGAUGGGCGAGCCAAUUUGCUGCAGGGAUUCAAACAAUAGCUGUUAUAUCCGUGCCGCAGGGUGUUGUUCAGCUGGGAUCUACGCAGAGAAUCAUGGAAGACUUGGAAAUGGUUUCGCACGUCAGGACUAUGUUUUGCACGCUUCAAAGGGUGCCUGGAGCAUUUUUCCCUGACUACGUGAAUGCCCAAGCAGCAACUCAAGGAGGAGCUUUUCGGUAUAUGACUCCCAUCCAGGCGCUUACGGCAGCACCGGCGCCAAACCUUCUUACACAUCAGCCACCGUUCCCGUUCAGCUGUUCUUCGAGAUCACAGGUUUCUGGUGGAAAUCUCUUCAUGAAUGCAGGUGUUGCGGCGUCAAACUUAAGAGACAUGGAAAACUUGUUAGCAGGUCCGAAGAACGUUUGUGAUGGAAGUUCUCCUGCUAUGUUUCUAUCCACCGGGACAACGAUUCUGGAUCAAGCCCGUCAUAGAUCGAGAGGAACGAAUGAAGCUUGCAGCAGCUUUGGGGGCGUUGGUUUUCCUUGUGAGGCUCGGCAUGAUGGAACUUCACCGACUACUACACUCUCAUAUUCUAAUACGGAAGAAAGUACAGAUGAAGCUCAUGGUGUAGGAAGCUCCGGUAGUGCAACUGAGCUUCCUGAUCUCGACAGCUUGCUACUCCCAGCAGAUGCAUUUCACGACCGCGGGUUUGACAGUCUAAUGCCCAGAGGUGUUGAAGACAUCGACCAAUUCUUCGCUCUGCUGCCAAAAGAUAGUAACGAUUACCGAGAAGAAGAUUUGCCAAAGGUGGUUCCAGAAGCAGGCAUUGAAACGCAAGCGAUGGCAGACGAUAUGAACUUGUCUGUUGCGCGGGAUCAUGCGCUUGGUGCAAGCUCAGACUUUGUUUCAAGUAUGCUAUUCUCGUCGUCGCCAUCACCACUACAGAAAGAUGAGCAGCAGCCGACUGGUGUCAAGCGAGCUAGGCCUCAAGAAGAAGGAAAACCACAAUCAAGGGGCAGGCCGCAAAUUCUAGACCGAGUGAAGGAGCUCAGAGGCAUUGUUCCAAACGCAGAAAAGUGUAGCAUCGACGCACUUCUUGAGAAAACCAUCGAUCAUGUUCGCUUCUUACAGGCUGUGUUGCAGCAAAUCGGAAGUUCGAGCAGGCAAGAGGUCGACAACGGCGCAAGCUUGGCCAUGAAAGCUGCCCGGUUCCUGUCAAAGACAUGAGCGCAAUGCUCGUGCCUAGAGAUGAUUUGCGACGAGAAAAAGAAUUUCCUAGUGAUGGCAAAAACACAUAUUCGUGGCUGAGUUCCGUGAUUAUUCACGGGACAGUAGAAAACAUGUCCGUCCUUGAGGCUUCGUCGGCUUCGCUUAUGCGCCUAUUCAGCGAAAUAAAAUUGACACAGAAAACACGAGCUAAGAAGAGUGGCUAACCAUGAUCCGUCAGAUACAAAAAGACUCGUCUUACCGGAGGAGAGGACGUCGGUUGUAGCACGGGAAAAACCACGUCGCUGGAGAGAGCAUUGAAGAUCACUUUCCCCCUUAUAGCCUCUUUUUUCCGGUGCUAUUGGUUGAUUGGUCAAUGAUGCGUGCUUGCAGAAGGUCGUUCUUCGGUGGUGCAAGCAUUGUCUUGAGAGAAAGGAACGUGCCGUACGCCAAACCGCGACUUCUGGCACGUAGUUGUCACUUGCCUGUGGUCAUGAAAUUUUAACGUUUUAAAAGGGAUCCUUGUCCCUCGCAUUCUUA
This is a messenger RNA of Selaginella moellendorffii, 2208 nucleotides long. Its product is annotated as transcription factor LHW-like. Gene Ontology annotation, biological process: regulation of DNA-templated transcription. The transcript has 12 exons. Lineage: Eukaryota; Viridiplantae; Streptophyta; Lycopodiopsida; Selaginellales; Selaginellaceae. Bases 103 to 1689 code for a protein of 528 amino acids. Gene Ontology annotation, molecular function: protein dimerization activity; DNA-binding transcription factor activity. The record is from RefSeq and is a predicted model, not a curated record.